Messenger RNA from Helobdella robusta, 636 nucleotides. RefSeq lists its product as hypothetical. The transcript has 6 exons. Gene Ontology annotation, molecular function: ATP binding; protein serine/threonine kinase activity. The record is from RefSeq and is a predicted model, not a curated record. Gene Ontology annotation, cellular component: cytoplasm; autophagosome. Gene Ontology annotation, biological process: axon extension; protein autophosphorylation; autophagy. Bases 1 to 636 code for a protein of 211 amino acids. Lineage: Eukaryota; Metazoa; Annelida; Clitellata; Rhynchobdellida; Glossiphoniidae.
AUGCAACUAACUAUUAAAUUAAAUAACUCACAGUAUUGCAAUGGAGGUGACUUGGCAGACUACUUGCAAGCAAAGGGCACAUUGAGUGAGGAAACAGUCCAGUCAUUCCUCAGACAGAUUGCUGCAGCCUUGAAGGCACUCAGUGUCAAAGGAAUUGUGCACAGGGAUUUGAAACCUCAAAACAUUUUGUUGUGUCACUCGAACAGAUACAAGCAGACUCACACCAACAUCAUCUUCAUACCUUACUCUGAUAUCACCCUCAAAAUUGCUGAUUUUGGGUUUGCACGGUUUCUGCAAGAUGGAAACAUGGCAGGAACGCUGUGUGGCUCUCCAAUGUACAUGGCACCUGAGGUGAUAAUGUCGCUCCAGUAUGACGCCAAAGCAGACCUCUGGAGUGUCGGUACAAUUGUAUACCAGUGCCUCACUGGCAAAGCACCUUUCCAAGCUCAAACUCCUCAACAGUUAAAACAGUUCUAUGAAAGGAAUGCCAAUUUGCAGCCCAACAUCCCUCUUGGCAUCAGUGGGGCACUGAAGCAUCUCCUGUUGGGUCUUCUCAAGAGAAAUGCCAAGGACAGAAUUGAAUUUGGUUUGUUCAACAACUUUUUUUGGCAACAUUUUUUGGCUUAUUUUUGGUAA